AUGGACAGGAUAAUACGACAGCGAGAGAGUACAAACAGAAGCGUUCCUCACUUGUGUGGGCUAGGUGCCACAAAGCGGCGGUGGCACGGCGCGCAGCAGCUGCAGCAGCUCAAGCACCUGGAGUCCUUUUAUGAAAAACCUCCUCCUGGGCUUAUCAAGGAAGAUGAGGCUAAGCCAGAAGAUUGCAUACCAGGUGUACCAGGCUAUGAACAUGCCAGGGAAUUUCUGGCUCAUGCGCCAACUAAAGGACUUUGGAUGCCACUGGGGAAAGAAGUCAGAGUUAUGCAGUGUUGACAUUGCAAACGGUAUGGUCACCAAACAGGCUACAAAGAAUGCCCUUUCUUUAUCAAAGACAACCAAAAGUUAGAACAGUUCAGAGUAGCACAUGAGGAUUUCAUGUAUGACAUCAUACAAGACAAUAAACAAUAUGAAAAGGAUGUAAGGAUACAGCAGUUAAAACAGUUACUGGAGGAUUCUACCUCAGAUGAAGAUGGGAGCAGCUCCAGUUCCUCUGAAGGUAAAGAGAAACACAAGCAAAAGAAGAGGAAAGAAAAGCAUAAGAAAAGGAAGAAAGAAAAGAAAAAGAAGAAAAAACGGAAGCACAAAUCUUCCAAGUCAAAUGAGAGUUCCGACUCAGAGUGACAAGGAUGUGACUUGUUCAACGUUCUCUUCUCAAGAAUCAAACACUGUGGCCAAGGAACAGAGGAAGAUGCAGUCAGAGAAAGUAGUAGGAUAGAGACACUGAGACAGGAGGAUACGUGGGUCACAGCAGUGAGCUCCCACCCGCCUUCCAGUGAAGAUGUGACCCCCGGAGAGGGAGUGUCUCCUUCCAGGUGCUAGCUCUGGACAGCCGCUGAUUUUAGGACAGUUUCUUCGGUGUUGUCCUCCCUGCUGGUCCUAUGAGUUUACGAUUCCUUUGAAAUACCUCCCAUAGGGUGGCAGGACUGGGAGAAUCUUUGAGGCAUUUCUUCCAGGCCCUCCCACAGCUUGUGCCCUCCAUAGUGUGGAAUUGAACACCUGGCCUCAUGUGAUCCUUCCACCUUGGCCUCCCAAAGCAUUGGGAUAACAGGUGAGAGCCACUGCUUGGCUAAAAGUGUACAUUUAUAUUCAUCUGACAUGAUUUAUUGAUUUGGGGGCUAAGGAGUUCUUAAAAUAACAAUAAAAAAUCUUGUCUGGCU
This is a messenger RNA of Mandrillus leucophaeus (drill), 1178 nucleotides long. Its product is annotated as retinitis pigmentosa 9 protein-like. NCBI's taxonomy places the organism in Eukaryota, Metazoa, Chordata, Mammalia, Primates, Cercopithecidae. The record is from RefSeq and is a predicted model, not a curated record. The transcript is spliced from 7 exons. Gene Ontology annotation, biological process: RNA splicing.